AUGGCGUCCUACCCGCCCCUCGCCGAGCGCGAAAUCAAGAACACCAUCUGCCUGUUCGACGUCGAUGGCACUCUCACUCCGGCGCGCCUGAGCGCCUCCCCGGAGAUGCUCAACCUCCUCUCGCGCCUGCGCCAAAAGGUGGCCAUCGGCUUCGUGGGCGGCAGCGACCUGGUCAAGCAGCAGGAGCAGCUCGGGACGUCCGACAUCAACGUCACGUCGCUCUUCGACUUCUGCUUCGCCGAGAACGGGCUGACGGCCUACCGGCUGGGCGAGCCGCUCCCCUCCAACAGCUUCAUCAAGUGGAUCGGCGAGGAGCAGUACAAGGAGCUGGUGCGCUUCAUCCUGCACUACAUUGCCGACCUCGAGAUCCCUGUCAAGCGGGGCACCUUUGUCGAGUUCCGCAACGGCAUGAUCAACGUGUCGCCCAUUGGGAGGAACGCGAGCACCAAGGAGAGGAACGAGUACGAGCAAUAUGACAAGCAACACGGGAUCCGGAAGGCGUUUGUGGAGAAGCUGAGGGAGCGGUUCGGACAUUUGGGGCUGACGUUCUCCAUCGGCGGGCAAAUCUCGUUCGACGUGUUCCCGACCGGCUGGGACAAGACGUACUGCCUGCAGCACAUCGAGAACGAGGCGAAGCGUCCCGGCGGCGUGCACUACACAACGAUCCACUUCUUUGGCGACAAGACCUUCGAGGGGGGCAACGACUACGAAAUCUACUCGGACAGCAGGACCAUUGGGCACUCGGUGACGGGGCCGGCCGACACCAUGGCCGAGCUGAAGAAGCUGUUCAACCUGGAGUAA
Molecule: messenger RNA, 801 nt
Organism: Chaetomium strumarium
Lineage: Eukaryota; Fungi; Ascomycota; Sordariomycetes; Sordariales; Chaetomiaceae
Product: eukaryotic phosphomannomutase
Exons: 3
Coding region: 1-801 (266 amino acids)
Biological process (GO): protein N-linked glycosylation; mannose metabolic process; GDP-mannose biosynthetic process
Cellular component (GO): cytosol
Molecular function (GO): phosphomannomutase activity
Source: RefSeq, a predicted model, not a curated record